Penicillium longicatenatum is the source of this 1467-nucleotide messenger RNA. RefSeq names its product putative homogentisate 1,2-dioxygenase. Lineage: Eukaryota; Fungi; Ascomycota; Eurotiomycetes; Eurotiales; Aspergillaceae. The record is from RefSeq and is a predicted model, not a curated record. Gene Ontology annotation, biological process: L-phenylalanine catabolic process. Gene Ontology annotation, molecular function: homogentisate 1,2-dioxygenase activity. Bases 1 to 1467 code for a protein of 488 amino acids. Gene Ontology annotation, cellular component: cytoplasm. The transcript has 6 exons.
AUGCCUUCGACAAAUGGAUUAUCAGACCCCACGGAAUAUCAAAAGAUAUUCCAUUGGGCCGAGACGCAGAAGGAUGGAACAAUCCCCUCGUUCCGCACAAGGCACAAUGACCCUUACCAGUAUCAAGCCGGAUUCGGCAACUCAUUUGAAUCUGAAGCGGUUCCUGGCACUAUUCCACAUGGCCAGAACAACCCCCGUAAAGUGCGCUUUGGUCUGUACGCAGAGCAGAUCACCGCAACUGCCUUUGUGGCUCCACGACACGCCAACAAGAAGGCAUGGUUGUACCGCGCCCGUCCGGCAGUUGCACACCAAGGUUUUACCGAAAUGCCAGACAACACAGACACGGAGUCUAACUUUCUCCCGCUGAACCCUCGGAUCCAUGUCUCCCCCACCCAGCUGGCUUGGCACCCCUUUGACAUCCCAGAGACUGGUGAGGUUGACUUUGUGUCCGGUCUCAAGACCAUUGCUGGCUCCGGAGACCCCACUCUCCGUGAGGGUAUCGCAACACACGUGUACACGGCCAACACGAGCAUGACAAAGAAGGCCUUCGUCAACUCCGAUGGCGAGUUCUUGAUCGUCCCGCAACAGGGUGCACUGGACAUUCAGACUGAAUUCGGUAAACUCUAUGUCCAGCCUGGUGAGCUUGUUGUCAUUCAGCGUGGUCUUCGCUUCCGCGUGGAGCUGCCUGAUGGCCCUUCCCGAGGAUAUAUUCUCGAGGUCUGGGGAACCUGCUUCGAGCUUCCAGAGCUCGGGCCUCUGGGCGCCAAUGGGCUGGCCAAUGCACGGGAUUUCCUGAGCCCCGUUGCCCAUUAUGAAAUUGCCCAAGAGCCCUGGGAGAUUGUUUAUAAGCUCGGUGGAAAGUUCUUCAAGAGCACCCAGAACCACAGUCCAUUCGAUGUGGUUGCUUGGCAUGGAAAUUACGUCCCAUAUAAAUAUGAUCUGACCAAAUUCGUGAACGUUGGCUCUAUCUCCGUGGACCAUAUUGAUCCGUCUAUUUUCUGCGUGCUCACAGCCAAGUCUCGAGACCUGACGGCUCCAUUGGCUGAUUUCCUUACUUUCUCCCCAAGAUGGGAUGUUGCUUCCCACACCUACCGACCUCCAUACUACCACCGCAACGUCGCGUCAGAACUGAUGGGUCUGAUCUACGGUGACUACGGUGGUCGAUCGGACGCGUUCAAGCCGGGAGGUGUAUCGUUCGAAUGUGGAAUGGUACCUCACGGCGUUGCAUAUGAGGAGUUCAAGGCUGCUAGUGAUAACGUGCCGCCCGAGAUGCGGAUCUCGGAAGCGUCCAUUGCCUUUAUGUUUGAGUCGAGUCGGCCUUUCACCAUUACCGAUUAUGCCUGGAAUAGUGAUAAGAAGCAUGAGCAUGAGCCCAAGAUGUGGGAUAGCUUGGUUGAUAACUUCUCCAAGCAUGCCAAGGAGGUUGAGGAGAUCUUGGCGAAGGCAAAGAACUUGUCUGUAUCAUAA